This is a messenger RNA of Cavia porcellus (domestic guinea pig), 3432 nucleotides long. RefSeq names its product protein tyrosine phosphatase non-receptor type 12 (gene Ptpn12). The transcript has 18 exons. Gene Ontology annotation, biological process: cellular response to epidermal growth factor stimulus; peptidyl-tyrosine dephosphorylation; regulation of epidermal growth factor receptor signaling pathway. Lineage: Eukaryota; Metazoa; Chordata; Mammalia; Rodentia; Caviidae. Bases 297 to 2633 code for a protein of 778 amino acids. Gene Ontology annotation, cellular component: cytoplasm; nucleus. The record is from RefSeq and is a predicted model, not a curated record. Gene Ontology annotation, molecular function: non-membrane spanning protein tyrosine phosphatase activity.
CCCGAGGCGGCGGCGGCGGCGGCGCGGGCGCGGGCGCAGCAGCGGGCGGCCGAGGCGGGAAGGGAGGAUGGAGCCGGCGGGAGGCUGGGGCCGGCGCUAGCCGCAGCGGCGCGCCCCGGGCUGUGGAGAGCGGCGGCCGCUGCUGGAAGUUGUGGCGUCGGGAGCCGCCGCCUGGCGCGGCGGGGAGGAGGUGGAGGGAGCGGCCGGGGCCGGCGGGGGUCGGGCCGGGCCGCGAGCUGGGGAAGCCGGAGCGCGCUCUGCGGCGGGCGGGCGGGCGGCGGGGGGGACGCGGGAGGAUGGAGCAAGUGGAGAUCCUGAGGAAAUUCAUCCAGAGGGUCCAGGCCAUGAAGAGUCCGGACCACAAUGGGGAGGACAACUUCGCCCGGGACUUCAUGCGAUUAAGAAGAUUGUCUACCAAAUAUAGGACAGAAAAGAUAUACCCCACAGCCACUGGAGAGAAAGAAGAAAAUGUUAAAAAGAACAGAUAUAAGGACAUACUGCCAUUUGAUCACAGCAGAGUUAAGUUGACUUUAAAGACUCCUUCCCAAGAUUCAGACUAUAUCAAUGCAAAUUUUAUUAAGGGUGUCUAUGGGCCAAAAGCGUAUGUGGCAACCCAAGGACCGUUAGCAAAUACGGUAAUAGACUUUUGGAGGAUGAUAUGGGAGUACAACGUUGUAAUUAUUGUAAUGGCUUGCCGAGAAUUUGAAAUGGGCAGGAAAAAAUGUGAGCGCUAUUGGCCUUUAUAUGGGGAAGACCCUAUAACGUUUGCACCGUUUAAAAUUUCUUGUGAAGAUGAACAAGCAAGAACAGACUACUUCAUUAGGACACUGUUACUUGAAUUUCAAAAUGAAUCUCGUAGGCUGUAUCAGUUUCAUUAUGUCAACUGGCCAGACCACGAUGUGCCGUCCUCAUUCGACUCCAUCCUGGAUAUGAUCAGCUUAAUGAGGAAGUACCAGGAGCACGAGGACGUGCCGAUUUGUAUCCACUGCAGCGCAGGCUGUGGAAGGACAGGUGCCAUCUGUGCGAUCGAUUAUACCUGGAAUUUGCUAAAAGCUGGGAAAAUACCAGAGGAAUUUAAUGUAUUUAAUUUAAUACAAGAAAUGAGAACACAAAGACAUUCUGCAGUUCAAACAAAGGAGCAGUAUGAACUUGUUCAUAGAGCUAUUGCACAACUAUUUGAAAAACAGCUGCAGUUAUAUGAAAUUCAUGGAACCCAGAAAAUUUCUGAUGAAGGGAAUGAAAUUACCUCUGAAAAUAUGGUCAGCUCUGCAGAUUCUGAAAAGCAAGAUUCUCCUCCUCCAAAGCCCCCACGGACUCGCAGCUGCCUCGUGGAAGGAGAUGCCAAGGAGGAAAUCCUGCAGCCUCCGGAGCCCCACCCGGUGCCGCCCAUCCUCACGCCCUCCCCACCCUCGGCUUUCCCGACAGUCACCACCGUGUGGCAGGAUAACGACAGAUACCACCCGAAGCCCGUGCUGCACGUGGUUUCAUCAGAGCAGCAGGACACGGACCUCAACAGGAACUACGAUAAGUCAGCAGACCUUCCAGGAAAAAGCGAUUCUCCUGCUGAACAGAUAGAUAAAAAAUUGGAACGAAAUUUAAGUUUUGAAAUUAAGAAGGUCCCUCUCCAAGAGGGACCAAAAAGUUUUGAUGGGAACACACUCUUGAACAGGGGACAUGCGAUUAAAAUCAAGUCUGCUUCACCUUGUGCGGCCAAUAAAGGCUCCAAGUCCCCCGAGGUGAGUGUAGGGGGAGUGAAGGCCAGGGAGUGCUCUCCCCAUUUCUGUGUGGACUGCGGCUCCCCGCAGGGGCCUGCACCACUCUCCGAGGAGCCCCGGCCGUGUGCGGGCACUCCCCCAAGGCCAGACCGCCUGGCCCUGGACAGGAGGGGCCACGCAGCAUGGUCGUUCCAUGGACCCGAGAACACCACCCCUGUCCCUGAUGCCUCUGAGGACACCUCCCCCAGUAGCCACUGCCCAGCCCUGAAAACUGCGAGCUCAACCCCCAGCCCCGCCAUGCCCGGUGCAGCCUGGGACCCCAAGCAGCAGCCCAACGGGUCACCUCUGUGCCGCGUCCCCCUGAGUUUCACAAAUCCUCUGCACUCUGAUGACUCAGACUCAGACGACAGGAACUUUGAUGGUGCUGGGACCAAGACUAAAACUAGCAUUUCAACAGCAAGUGCCACAGUCUCUGCUGCCACUGGUACCGAGCGCGUCUCCACCAGGAAGGUGCUGCCCAUGUCCAUCGCUGGACAUGAUUUGGGGGCAGCGCUGUGCCCAGGUGCUGACAGAGAUGUUGACGUUAGUGAAGAUUCACCUCCUCCCCUACCUGAAAGAACUCCUGAAUCUUUCGUGCUAGCAGGUGAACAUCAUACGCCUGUAGGAUGUGAACGGAGUGAAUGUCGCAGUCAGGAGUGGGGUGACCCCGGACAGUCUGAAGGCUUGGUGACCUCUGCAAGUGAAAAAUGCGAUCAUCCAGCAGCAGAUAUCUCAGAGACUUGUGUAGAAUCUCCACCUCCUGUAAAUGACAAGAAAUCUCAGACAGCAGAAAGUCCAGCAGAAGUCACAGAUAUUGGGUUUGGUAAUCGCUGUGGAAAACCCAAAGGACCGAGAGAUCCACCUUCAGAAUGGACAUGAUUCAGGGAGCUAAAGACUUUCAGUCGUACUGGAGGAUUAAAUUGCCACUGAAUGCAGGAUUGCUAGUAUCCCGUCUCUAACAUGAGGGGCUCACAGCAGUGUAGAUUGUUACCGUGAUCUUUUUCAUUUUGUUUUUUGCUGGGACCAUCUACCUGCCUUAUUAUUACACUUAGGAAAAAGUGUUACAUAUGGUUCAUUUUGUAAUUUCAAGUAUUAUUGCCUUAAUGUCCCUUAACCCUGUUACACGCUGCUUGUAGACCUGUUAAUACAGUAAUACUUUUAUGAUAAAAUUGAGUUUAAGGACUACUCUUUUGCUGUUUUAUCAUGUAUGCAUUAUUUUGUAUAUGUACAGGGCAAGUAGUAUAUAAUUUGAUAAACUUGCAGUCAUAAAAUAAUAUUAACAGAAGAUGUAAGAAAUUUCUGCAUGAUCUAAAUCUUUGUGUACCUUAUUUGUAAAUUAUUUGCCCUGAGGUUUUAGAAAAUAGUUUCUGAAUUUUAAAAUUGCUGGAUUCAUGCAGCCAGCAUUGCAGGUUAUCAAGAGAUCAAAGAUUGUAAUAAUAAUACAUUUUGUAAAUUGUAAGCAAAAAGUUAUUUUUAUAUUAUAUACCGUCUAAUUGUUCAUCCUAAUUGUUCUUGUUUUCAUCUAGUCAUGGAGAUUCAGUAAGUGCCUUGGAACAAUAUUGAAUUCUCUUAGCUCAUGUGUGUUAUAUUUGAACUCAACUGGGAUUAGAAGACUAUCAAACUAUGUGUAUGUUCAGGAUGUUUGACCUGCCAUUAAAAAACAAACAAUUUUACAGUG